UUCGCUUCUCCCCGUCCGCCCGCCCGCCGUUGCGAGGCCGACCGCGCUUGGUUUCGCUUGAUUUCGGGGGUCGCGGGCGGGAGGGGCCAUGAAGAAGUUCUUCCAGGAAAUCAAAGCGGAUUUGAAGUUCAAGACGGCCGGCCCGGGCCAGAAGCUCAACGAGUCGCCUGGGGAAAAAUCCACCAAGGAAAAGCCCAAACCGGACCCUCCCAAAUGUCGCCAAGGGCCCACCAACGAAGCUCAGAUGGCUGCGGCUGCCGCCCUGGCCCGGCUAGAGCAGAAGCCCAAAGCUCGCCCUCUCUCGUCCCAGGAUGCCAUCCGGAAUCAGGUGAAAAAAGAGCUUAUGGCUGAAGCAGCUGCGAGUGAUAAGGGGAUAUCUGUGGAUCAGAAGAGUUCCUUGCCUGAUGUUGAAGAAGAUCUUUCCACACUGUCUGUGUCGGGUGUUUAUUUCACUUGCCCAUUAACUGGCGUCACCGUCCGAAAAGACAAAAGGGAGAUGCAGAUCAAAAGCGCCAUCCUUGAGCACACUGCCAGAGAUCCGGUGGCUGCAUCCAUCAUGGAGAUCCACACAUUCAACCGGGACCGGGAGAAGGUCAGACUUGGUGUGGAGACCAUUGCAAAGUACCUCGAUAAUAUCCGUCUCCACCCGGAGGAGGAGAAAUACCGAAAAAUUAAGAUGCAGAACAAAGUCUUCCAGGAACGGAUCCACUGCCUGGAAGGAGCAGACAAAUUUUUCCAAGCUAUUGGAUUUGAAAAGGUUGCCCUGGACAUCACAGGACAAGAAGAGGCCACAGAGGACUUCUACAUGCUGAAGGACAAAGUCUUGGAGAAGCUGGAGGACCUGGAAGAGUGCAAAGACAAACUGCUCAACGGUGAGCCAGUGCGGGCCCAGCUGGAUCGCCAGCUCCAAGUUUUCAAGCCCUCCCCGCAGGCCUCUCAUUUUGAGCUGCCCAGUGAUUUUUUCAACCUCACUGCAGAGGAGCUGAGACGGGAGCAGAGGAACCGGACAGACGCAGUUGAGAAGGCCUCCAUGCUGAGGACCAAAGCCAUGCGGGAGAAGGAAGAACAAAGGGAGCUGAGGAGAUACAACUACACACUCCUGCGCAUUCGCUUCCCGGACGGGUACAUCCUACAAGGAACAUUCUAUGCCCGAGAGCCCGUUUCAACUCUUUUCCAGUUUGUGCGGGAGGCUCUGCAGAAUGACUGGCUCCCGUUUGAGCUGCUGGCCCCCGGGGGCCACAAACUGACGGACGAGAGCUUGGCACUCAAUGAAUGUGGGCUGGUGCCCUCUGCGCUUCUGACCUUCGUCUGGGACGCUGACGUCAUGGCGGAUAUCAAAGCUUCAGGGAGCGAGCACGUGGGGAGCGUGCUGAAACCAGACCUGCUGCUGACCGUGCAGAUACUGUCCUGAAAAUAAAGGCGCAAUGGGGUUGGAUCCAGUUCCGUCCCGUGUGGUCCCCGGCUCCCGCCUGUCAGACGGAAGCCUUGCUCCGGUUCUCCCUGCACCUCGUCUUGCAGACCAGAGCAAAGGAUGCUGUUUCCUAGCUGGCGUUAGCGGCCUGGCGAGAGGGCAGCUGCGAGAACAGCCGAGGUGGCUUCCUGGCUUUGCACGUGGAGAUCUCAAACUGAUUUUACAUGUGUCGGAGGACAAGGGAUGUUUUUCCAGCACAGCUCUUCUGUUUAUAUUCUUUGUUGAAGUUUCGUCCGUUACCGCCGAAAGAGGUUUUCAUCUUUUUCUAGCUUCUAAGCACAUUUGGGGUAGGAAAAGAUAAAUGCUGCCCGAGCGAGGCCUAGCCCAUGGGAGCAUGUGAGCAUUUGCUAAACAAUUCCUGGUUGCACUGUCUGUCGGCAUUUGGGGCCGCCGGCGUUUCUGGCUGACUAUCACUUCACGAAGCACUUUGUCCGUAACGGAUUCUAGGGCUGGAGGAGGUCCUGAGUGGUGUUCACUUUUAGGUCAUAGAUAAGCUGUUGGCUUUACCAGAGAAGGAACGUACAUAGACUCCUGUAGCCAGUGAGGGUGCCGGUGCUCUUAAGCUGUAGGCUGCUGGAAAGAGUUCUGAACAAUCCAAAGCAGGGAAGAUUAGAAACUUAGCAGCAUCAGUCCCCUAGGAGUUUUUUCAGAUAUUUUUACUGUGUGAGCUGAGGCUGUUUUGUGGCAGCAACUGUCCCAACAGAUGCACGUUUUCAUAAAGGCCCUGCCUGUGCAGCCACUGACGUGAUGGGCUCCUGGGGGUGGGAGCAGGAUCAGAGGUGCAAGACUCUGUCCCGUUUUUAUGCUCUGUGCUGCUUUCUGCCUGCUUCCUCUGUUCAUUUGUAGCGAGGAAUAAGGAAGGCUCCUCUAGACCUUUAAAAGUUUAGAUUUCCGAUUGAUGCUGCUGGGGGGCAGGACGAGCAGGUAGUGAAGGGGUGAGGCCACAUAGCCCCCACUUUUAGGAGUCUGGGGCUAACCUUGUAUUUUGGGAUUUGUGGGUGGCUCUGCUCUAUCCAGUAGAGCCUCAUUUCAGCCAGCCAGUGCUCAACAGAGGUGGCUAUGGGGAGAUAAACACCAUAUUUAUAAUGUAUAAAGAUACACAUUAAACGGGGGUUAUUUUUAUCUCUCA
This is a messenger RNA of Candoia aspera, 2600 nucleotides long. It is a transcript of the gene UBXN6, whose product is annotated as UBX domain protein 6. Gene Ontology annotation, cellular component: cytoplasm. The coding region runs from base 89 to 1411 and encodes 440 amino acids. NCBI's taxonomy places the organism in Eukaryota, Metazoa, Chordata, Lepidosauria, Squamata, Candoiidae. The transcript has 11 exons. The record is from RefSeq and is a predicted model, not a curated record. Gene Ontology annotation, molecular function: protein binding.